AUGGCGUGCCAUGGAUUUCUUGCGACACCGACCCCGGGAUCACAUGGACUUCAUAAACAUGGAAGGACCAGAUGUUUGGCUGCAGCUGGCUCCAUAUUCACAUCCCUCAACACGUCUAUCUUCACAUUCCAUAACCGCCUCUUGCGUUGCAUUUCAAAGUUUUUCCGUCCAUCCACCACAGCUACCGCAACUCCUAGCAGUCUGGUCACCAAGAAACAAGGGUACAAAAAGCUCGAGAAACACGAGCAUCAUCAGAGAAAACGUAACGACAAGAAAAGAACCAUCGUUCUUGAUCUUGAUGAAACAUUGGUGCACUCAUCCAUGGAACCACCGGUCCGGGUUAACGUCGAUUUCAUGGUGAGGAUAAAGAUGCAAGGAGCGGUUAUACCAAUGUUUGUGGUGAAACGACCAGGAGUUACUGAGUUUCUUGACAGGAUCAGUAAAAACUACCGAGUGGCGGUCUUCACUGCCGGGGUGCCGGAAUAUGCUUCACAAGUUUUGGAUAAACUUGACAAGAACCGUGUUAUCUCACAGCGGUUAUAUCGAGAUUCGUGCACAGAAAUGAAUGGGAGAUAUGCCAAAGACUUGUCUCUAGUGUCGAGGACAGACAUGGGGAGUGUUUUGCUAGUUGAUGAUAACCCUUUCUCCUACUCGUUGCAGCCUGAUAAUGGAGUUCACAUUAAGCCUUUUGUGGACGACAUGGAAGAUCAAGAAUUGAUGAAACUUGCGGAGUUCUUUGAUGGUUGUUAUCAGUACGAAGAUUUAAGGGAUGCAGCAUCAGGAGUUCUAUCCAGCAAACUGAUUUGA
This is a messenger RNA of Raphanus sativus (radish), 807 nucleotides long. RefSeq lists its product as uncharacterized. Gene Ontology annotation, molecular function: phosphoprotein phosphatase activity. NCBI's taxonomy places the organism in Eukaryota, Viridiplantae, Streptophyta, Magnoliopsida, Brassicales, Brassicaceae. The transcript has a single exon. The record is from RefSeq and is a predicted model, not a curated record. Bases 1 to 807 code for a protein of 268 amino acids.